GAUGACAACAGCUUGCUAUUCGACAUAUAUGUGUCCCGACAGAACCUUUUUUUAACCUUUAUGUAUCAAUUAAUUGUUCAAAAAUCAAAACAAAAAAAAGUUGUGUGGUGUACGUAUUUUAAACAUAUGGUGAGAUACGGUGGGUGAAAGUUGAAUUGUGUCGUGAACGUGCGCGUACAUACAUUCAGUGUGAGCGAGCGCGUUUAAAGAACGUUCUGGCCGUUCUUCCGUGAACAUAUUUUAUAUGUGAAAAAAUCAAAAGGUUAAAAAUAAGAAGGCCUAAGAUGCAAACGCUCACUCCUCAUGUAUAUUGGGCACAGCGACAUAAGGAAAUAAACCUGCGAGUGGAGUUGAUAGACGCACAGAACAUUAAUCUCAAAGUGCAAGACAAUGUCCUUACAUUUAGGGCCCAGGGUCAUGGUGCAAAAGGAGAGAAUAAUUAUGAAUUCAGCCUGGCGUUUCUAAUGCCAGUUAAACCAGAGUGUGUCCACAGAUCCACCCAGCGCCAGGUGAAUAUAACAGUAAAGAAGAAGCAGCGUAGUUGGUGGGACAGGCUGACUCUGGAAGCGCGCAAGCCUAUCUUUCUGGCUCCAGACUUUGAUCGCUGGAUAGAUGAGUCCGAUGCAGAAAGGGAAAUAUGUGAAAAGGAGGAGAAAAAAAAAAGGCUCCGGAGAGAUUCAGUGAAUUCAGAGAUAUCAUUUGUAAGUCUGAAGAAGGGCCUCCUGUUCAUGUACAACCUAGUCCAGUUCCUUGGUUUCUCAUGGAUAUUCGCCAACCUGACUGUGCGUCUCUUCAUCCUAGGCCAGGAUUCACUCUAUGACACAUUUCACACCAUUUCGGAUGUCAUGUUCUUCUGCCAAAUAUUGGCCGCUGUAGAAGUACUCAAUGCUGCUUUUGGUGUGGUCAAGACAGGCGUUAUUCCUACUCUCAUCCAGGUGGUUGGAAGAAACUUCAUCCUGUUCAUCAUUUUUGGGAGCGUGGAACAGAUGCAUAAUAAACCAGUGGUGUUCUUCGUUUUCUACUCAUGGAGCGCCAUAGAGAUUUUUCGGUACCCAUUUUACAUGCUGGGCUGUAUUGACACAGAGUGGAAAAUGCUCACUUGGCUGAGGUACACCAUCUGGAUACCUUUAUACCCUCUGGGAGUGUUAGCUGAAGCUGUUGCCGUGAUCCAGUCCAUUCCAAUCUUCUAUGACACUAAGCUGUUCAGCCUCCCUCUGCCUGAAGUCCUGGGCACAUCGCUCAACUUCUCCUACAUCCUGCUGGUCUACUUGGUUCUUAUGUUUUUGGGGCUUUUCAUGAAUUUCCGCCACCUCUACAAGCAGAGGAAGAGGCGGUUCCAUACCAAGAAGAGGAAAGCAACCUGAGAUCACUGUCUGACAAGUUUUCUAAUACUUUCGCUGCCUGUCUGAAAAACAUGGGUAAUUUUAGUGAACACAUCUAGCAAGGAGAAUGCAAAUAAGGGGUUAUGAUUGGGCAGAGUUAUUACAUUCCUAAAUUUGAACAGUGUCCUGCACUGAAGACAGUCCAUUAUUAUGUAGUCAUUGUAGAUUUAGUUGUGAAAUACAUUUUUUAAUUCCUUGCUGUAUUUGAUCAUAUUGUGCUUGAUUUUAUAGUGCAAUAACUGUUGUCUUAAGAAAGUAAGCUACAUUAUCUCUAUUGAAAUAAUGUUCUUAUAAAUACAGAUCAUUUAAGUUAAUGUGUCACUACCCCGUUGUUUUAACUUAGCAGCUAGAAAUCUCAGGGAGUACGACAGUUAUUCUGAAAGAUUGUAACAACUUAAUCAACUUAAGCAAUUAAUUACUCAUUAAAUCUAUCAAGUAUUUUGCGAUCAAUGAUA
Hypomesus transpacificus is the source of this 1837-nucleotide messenger RNA. It is a transcript of the gene hacd3, whose product is annotated as 3-hydroxyacyl-CoA dehydratase 3. Gene Ontology annotation, molecular function: 3-hydroxyacyl-CoA dehydratase activity. Gene Ontology annotation, biological process: sphingolipid biosynthetic process; very long-chain fatty acid biosynthetic process; fatty acid elongation. The transcript is spliced from 11 exons. The coding region runs from base 285 to 1364 and encodes 359 amino acids. NCBI's taxonomy places the organism in Eukaryota, Metazoa, Chordata, Actinopteri, Osmeriformes, Osmeridae. The record is from RefSeq and is a predicted model, not a curated record. Gene Ontology annotation, cellular component: endoplasmic reticulum membrane.